This is a messenger RNA of Cataglyphis hispanica, 3400 nucleotides long. RefSeq names its product trissin receptor-like. The transcript is spliced from 4 exons. NCBI's taxonomy places the organism in Eukaryota, Metazoa, Arthropoda, Insecta, Hymenoptera, Formicidae. The coding region runs from base 813 to 2150 and encodes 445 amino acids. Gene Ontology annotation, biological process: G protein-coupled receptor signaling pathway. Gene Ontology annotation, cellular component: plasma membrane. The record is from RefSeq and is a predicted model, not a curated record. Gene Ontology annotation, molecular function: neuropeptide Y receptor activity.
CAAGAGUUUCGGGUUAUAAAAAUGUCAUGUCAAAUGCCAAUUAUUGAGUCUACAAACUAUUUGUGUACAAUGAAAGAUUUCACGUAUAUAAUCUGUCGUUUAGCCUUACGUGCUACGAUAAAAUUAUUUGUUACGAGUUUCCGGUGAUUGCAAGGUCGACCAAAUCGGAUAUGAAAUACGUAAAAGACAGACUUAAAGAACCCUUACGUCCGAGAAAAUAAUCGUGUUCCAAGGAUAAUGCGCGAAACGGUAUAAUCUUAUAUUACGUCGUUAAUCAUUCUUUCUUGAUAUUCUUCCUGUAAGCCAAAUAUGUCUGCUCCAUGCAAUUACAAAAUAAGAAGAAUGGAAAAAGAGACAAAAAGUGAACAAAAAAAACUAUCACUAAAUUGAUUCAAGGUUUGCAUUACAAUGACGAUGCAUAAUCCCACUUAAUAAAGAGUGCGAUGCCGUUCCAUCGGUGUGAUUAUAGAAAUAAAUUUACACAACAAACGGAAUUAAAUCGAUAUUGCAUUGCGCAUUAAUGCAAUAUAUACACCAACGAAAACUCGACGGAUCUCGACGCGAUAAUAAGAUAGUCGAGAAGAAAUGAGGAGAUUUUAAUCUUGGCGAGCGCGGUAUGCUCAUCUUAUUUUACUCACCGCGCUAUUUGUCGACGGAAGAAAUUCAUUAACGCGGCUUCGUCCAUCAUUAUUCGCCAGUACAGAGCAAAGCGCAUCGUCGGCAAAUUAGCGAGACGGCAGGUGGUUUACAAAACGCGUAAAAAAAGAAAGUCUAACUGUCUCUCAUCUAUUUUCUCGAAAUUUCUUCCUGCCAUGAGCAUCUUCAUGUACAUCCAAAACGAAUAUCAAGAAUCGUCGAGGGAGAUUACGAAGCAAAAUGUCAUAAUGGCACGUACGGAGAUUGCCCAUCAGGAGACGACGAAGGAUCGGAAUACCUAUGAAAUCAGUAACAAUAAAACUUAUUUGAACAACGAAACUCUGCUUUACAAUGUAUCAUCAAACGAGGACUAUAUCUUUGACAGGACUGAUGUAAAAGUAAUUUUUAUUACUUUAUACACUAUCGUAUUCGUCUGCUGUUUCUUCGGUAACCUGAUGGUGAUCUUUGUUGUGACAUUCUCCCGACGAUUGCGCAGCAUCACGAAUUUCUUCUUAGCGAAUCUGGCGGUGGCUGAUUUUUGCGUGAGCAUAUUUUGCGUUUAUCAAACACUCACCAAUUAUCUAAUGAACAGCUGGCAACUAGGUGACUUUCUCUGCAAGGUGUAUAUGUUUGUGCACGCGCUCUCCUACACCGCCAGCAUACUAAUCCUUGUGGUGGUGUGCACCGAACGUUAUUUGGCUAUCGUUCAUCCUAUUAAAUGUCGAUCUAUGCUGACCAGGAGUCGUCUCAGAAUAGUGAUAGGUAUAGUAUGGAUUUCAGCGGCUGUGUACGCUUCGCCCAGAUUUCUUUACGUCGAAACCAUCAGCAAUCGAUUGAAUACCGGCGACGUGGACAUCAUUUGCAUAGCUAAUAUCAAGAAGCACAACAAGAAUGUCCUGGAUAUGGUGAACCUCGUCUUUCUCUAUCUUCUGCCGCUUUUUCUCAUGUGCUGCUUGUAUACGAGAAUCGCCGUCGGUCUCUGGAGAAGCAGUGCUACUCUUGGAGGAUCCGGUCUGGUCGCUAGAAGUAGCAAUGGCAGGAUCCACCACAUUCACACGUCCAGUAGAAACAUUUUGAGGGCGAGACGCGGUGUUAUCAGAAUGUUGAUCGCCGUGGUGAUGAUGUUCGCCAUAUGCAACCUGCCGCAGCAGGUGCGCAUCGUCUGGCGACAUUGGGGCUCAAAUUACGAUCACACGUCGGAUUUCAGCACUCUGCUGACUGUCUCGACCUUCCUCAUCUCGUAUAUGAAUUCCUGCCUGAAUCCGCUGCUAUACGCCUUUUUGUCGCGCAAUUUUCGCAAAGGUAUGCGCGAGCUACUGCGUUGCAAGGGUGCUAGGAGUCGUAGCGGCGCCCUGGCGAUGAUGUAUACCAGCGGCGACCAUACGAAUCGUCAUGAAAACGGCGUAAGCAUCAAUUUACCACACAGCUCUGUCGUCCGACUGAGCUCCGUCCAGGACAGCCCAUGCACCACGCAGACCAUCACACGGCAAAGCAUUUAUGGCAAGAACACUUAAUAAACUACGACGAUUCUCGACAAGGAUAGAGAAGCAUCUUUACGUAAAAUAUUCCAGGGGAUGGGAACUGACAAGAUUUCUCUCAGGACGCAGACGCGCGAGCGCCUGCAAGAUUUUUCCAGGGAAUCUAUUUCGAUACAAUCUAUCAGAAAAAAAUGGAAGAAAGUGUUUUGCGUUGAAAAUUUAUUUAUAUUCUAAAACUCUUUGAAUUUGGAUAAGCUGAGAUGUUAUUCGCGGAUAUAAAAGGUAGGGAUAGUCUGGAGCACCCUAUAUAUGGAUAGACGUCGAAUCAGAUAAACGUUUCGUGAUGACAAGUUAUUUUCUUCGGCAUAUUGGAAAUAUUUUUAUCGCACCUCAAGUAUCGAGGCUUUAUUUUCGAAGCGUCCCAAAACUCUAAUAUCAAAUUGAUUUUCAGAAAAUAUCGAAUUUAAGACAACAGAUCUCUUUCAAAAUCUGAUUUACCUUGAAAAUUUGCUCUUCACAAUCUUAGAAAGUGCGAAUAUUGUAUUAUCUUAAUCGACACAGAACUCGCAGCUCAAUUUCUUACUGAUGCGUGAGACGUUGUAAUAUUAAUCUUGGCUCACAUACAAUCGUUGGAAUUGCCACGUUUCGGGAACAAGAUACCUCGAUAGUGAUAGUUUUUACUGCACGAGAGAGAGAGAGAGAGAAAAUUUUGCUGAAUUCUAGUAGUCAAGUAGUGUCAGCGACGUUCAACUUUGUGUGUAAUCCGUAAUAGCAAAACUGCACAGCAAAACUGAAUAACGGUGAGCUUAAUCGGAUCUUAUUCAGAAUGCAUUAUUCCCCUUUCUAUUCCCAUUUUUUGUCUCUCAAUGCAUAAACAAUAUAAACAGAAACUAUUGUGAGUUUUGUUUUGUACUCGCUCGGUUUAAUCUGCAUCUGAAGUGGCAACAAGAAACUGCAUUGCGCAAUCGAGAAAUGAUCGAUACCUGUAUAUUUAUAUUUAUAUUAGAAUAUUACGUGUAUUGAAUAUGAGUAAAAUAUCAUAAAAUUUUUUUGCGUUAUAUAGAUAUCUUUUGAUAUUUCGUUUUAAUUAUUAUACAUAUACGAAUUUGUCUUUUUGACAUAAUCCUGUUUUAGUUUCUUGAAAAUAUUUUUCAGUUCUUAAGUUUUAAUGAAAAAUCACAAUUGUUAUUAAACUUGUAAAAGAAUCCACUCGAAUAACACACUGAUCAUCCGACAAAUUAGCUGCCGUAUAUACUUAAAAAUUAAAAAUCAUACUAAAUACAAAA